CCCGGGCCGAGGGCAGCGCUCUUCGCGGCUCCAGGUGGCGGGGCGGCGGCGCCAUCCGGGCGGGGGCUGCUGGGUCAUUCGUCAGUGCCUCCCACCGGCCGGGGCCGUUUGGCUUCGGAGCCUCUUGUGGUCCUCUGUCCCAACCCCGGCCCCGGCGGCGCGGCCCUGGCCGGCCCCAGGCCGUGGUCGUCUCCCUUAAUCCUCUUAGAGCUCAGCCUGCCCGUGUCAGGCGCUGGUCAAGUUCUCCAAGGCCCAGCCCAACCCCGACGGACAGACGCUUACUAUCAUUUCCUGGCCGACUUGUGCCACCCAUCCUGCCCUCGCGGGAUGGCUUCCCUCUGGCCGGCUUUCUCCUCACUGUCCAGUCCGCGGAGUCCGAAGGAAGAAGAUGAGCCUUAAGUCUGAACGCCGAGGAAUUCAUGUGGAUCAAUCGGAACUCCUGUGCAAGAAAGGAUGUGGUUACUACGGCAACCCUGCUUGGCAGGGUUUUUGUUCCAAGUGCUGGAGGGAGGAGUACCACAAAGCCAGGCAGAAGCAGAUUCAGGAGGAUUGGGAACUGGCAGAGCGACUGCAGCGGGAGGAGGAAGAAGCCUUUGCUAGCAGUCAGAGCGGUCAAGCAGCCCCAUCCCUCACGUUUUCCAAGUUCGAAGAAAAGAAAACCAAUGAGAAGACCCGCAAGGUCACCACCGUGAAGAGGUUCUUCAGCGCUUCAUCCAGGGUUGGAUCAAAGAAGGCAGAAAUUCAGGAAACCAAAGCUCCCAGUCCUUCCAUAAACCGGCAAACCAGCAUUGAAACAGAUAGAGUGUCUAAAGAGUUCAUAGAAUUUCUCAAGACCUUCCACAAGACAGGCCAAGACAUCUAUAAGCAGACCAAGCUGUUUUUGGAAGCAAUGCAUUACAAAAGGGAUUUAAGCAUCGAGGAACAAUCAGAGUGCACUCAGGAUUUUUACCAGAAUAUGGCUGAAAGAAUGCAGACUCGUGGAAAAGUGCCUCCAGAAAAAGUUGAGAAAAUAAUGGAUCAGAUUGAGAAAUACAUCAUGACUCGCCUCUAUAAGUAUGUGUUCUGUCCAGAAACUACUGAUGAUGAGAAGAAAGAUCUCACUAUUCAAAAGAGGAUCAGAGCCCUGCACUGGGUUACACCUCAGAUGCUUUGUGUCCCUGUUAAUGAAGAAAUUCCAGAAGUGUCUGAUAUGGUGGUGAAAGCGAUUACAGACAUCAUCGAGAUGGACUCGAAGCGUGUGCCCAGGGACAAGCUGGCCUGUGUCACUAGGUGCAGUAAGCACGUCUUCAGUGCCAUCAAGGUCACCAAGAACGAGCCAGCCUCAGCCGACGAUUUCUUGCCCACUCUCAUCUACAUCGUCCUGAAGGGCAACCCCCCACGCCUGCAGUCUAACAUCCAGUAUGUCACUCGCUUCUGUAACCCCAGCCGGCUGAUGACUGGAGAGGAUGGCUAUUAUUUCACCAAUUUGUGCUGUGCCGUGGCUUUCAUUGAGAAGUUAGACGCUCAGUCUUUGAAUUUAAGUCAGGAAGAUUUUGAUCGAUAUAUGUCUGGCCAGACUUCUCCCAGGAAGCAAGAAUCUGAGAAUUGGUCUCCUGAUGCUUGUUUAGGUGUUAAGCAGAUGUAUAAGAACUUGGAUCUCCUGUCUCAAUUGAAUGAACGACAGGAAAGGAUUAUGAGUGAAGCCAAGAAACUUGAAAAAGACCUAAUAGAUUGGACGGAUGGAAUUGCAAAAGAGGUUCAAGACAUUGUUGAGAAAUGUCCACUUGAAAUUAAGCCCCCAAAUCAGUCUUUAGCAGCUAUUGACUCUGAAAAUGUUGAAAAUGAUAAACUUCCUCCACCACUGCAACCCCAGGUUUAUGCAGGAUGAGAAAAAUGUACAUGGAUAAUAUUUAUUUCAGCCUAAAUUGUAGCUAGCCUUUACCACAGUCCACUGAUUGGAUCUAGAGUAUAACUUAAUUGCUUAUAAAUGUCAGCAUUUUUAAAGGUACAGUUUGUGGGGAUUGUUUUUGUUUUGUUUUCCCUUGCAGGGGAAGCUUAGUAAAUAAUAAAGCACUAUUUAUUUGAGUUACUGAAAUAGAUUCACUUAAGUCAUGUGUGAAAAUUUUAUCUAAAUCUAUUUUUCUCCAUGAUUUUCCCAUGUGCUUCCUUUGUAGCAUUCAAAGUGGUUUGAAUUUGGGUAAAUAAUUGCCUCUUAAAGGAUAAAACAAAUGCUACAAGAUGUAUGUUUAAGGGAAUUCAAUGGUACCUAUUCUAUAGUUUGAAAUAAUUUUAUAAUUGUAAAGAUAGAAGAUAUAUUGAUAAGUCUGUAAAAUUGUAAAUAUAUAAAAAAAAGGAAUGGUGUGUGCUGUGCAUGGCCUUUCAUGUCUUUCUAGUUUAAAGUGGUGUGUUGAAUGUUGCCUUUAAUCCCAUUUUAUUUGGUUUUCCCUACUAACGUGAAUCUAGAAUAUUUAGACAUGCUUCCCUUAAAUAUUGACUCCAUCUUCAGCAGUGUGGUGACCCUACCUGUGCGGUCCUGUGUAGUCAGACACUAUGACGUCACUGAGGUGCAGGGGAAUUUUAAGUCCUAAAAGCCACUGUUCAGUAUAGUCAUUUGAAGACUUUGAACAUGCUUCUUGUCUGUCUUUCGUCUGUUCACUCAGCAGAUGUUUAUGGAGCUCUUGGAUGGAAGGGAGAGCUUGCCCUGGGUCACAGGACAGAGGAAAACGGGCUCUGCUGCUGAGAGCUGAACAGGCACCUCGGAGCUGUGGGGUUUGGGGCUCCUUUGCCUCCAGAGUGUACUCUUUGCGUUGUGGACAACCCAGACACAUGCCGGUUUCUCAGCCUUGGUAUUGCUGACAUUUGGGGCCUGAGGGCUUUUUGGUGCGGGGGCGGCCCUGUGUACUGUCGGAUGUUGGAAGCACCCCUGGCUUCUGGACCCACCAGAUGCCAGGAGCAUGCCCCACAGUUGUGAAGAAUCGUCUUCAGACAUUGCCAGAUGUUUCCGUGGGGGGGGGGGGCAAAAUCGCCCCCAGUUAAGAACCACUGAUCUAUUCUGUAAGCAGGAGAGUUAUCCUCCUGGUGAUGAAUAUGAUGUAACCAAAGAACAUGGCAGUAAGUGCUCAGAAUAAUGUUAGCUGACAUCUCAUUCAGUGGGGCCUUGUAGUCACGGUCAGUGUGGGGCCUUUUCUAACCAAGACGUGCCAUCUGUGGCCCUCCUCCCCUCAGUAACCCCCUCAAAGAUUAUCAGUGUACCUGUGAGAUUGUGAGUAAUCCCCAGGGCAGCAUGCUUGAACAAGGUCACAUCACACAUUCAAUAAAAAGGUUUCCUUUACUUUCCUAAUAUCUUGUUAAUAGUAUACCACAAAUUUGUAGUGCAGUAAUUUUGGGAUAAAACUAGGGUAAGUAUAAAACUUUAUAUUUUACUUAAAUUUACAUAUAAACCCCAUCAAGCUGACACAUCCAUUGUCAUAAGCACUGAAGACAUAAAACAGUUUACUGAGUCAGCUGAUCAAGCUCCUGUGGAAUGGAAUCAAAUGCCAGUGAGAACUUGCUCCUAGAACCCUGGGCCCAAAUGAUUUUCAAAGAAACCUCCCCACCAACCUGCUUUCUUUUCUAUGUACUUUCUAGGUGCUAAUCCAGGUAUACAUACUCUUAAUUCUCCUGGGAAUAUAUAGUUCUUUUAGUCAUUGUACAUUAUGUUUCUUAAGUAAAAUAUGCAUAUCAGCCUCCCAUUAAAGCUGUCCUCUUGAUUUCUGACAUGCUUUAAUUUUUUGAACUGAUUGUUUUGUGUAUAUCUCAUAUUGGUUGAAUUCUUCAGAUACAGACUCUUGCCUUAGGUAGAGGCUUCCAUUUCUCUUAAGUCAGCAUCAAUACUAUGGCCAGAGUUUCUGUUUCUCAACAAAAAGUAUUGAUAUUUUAUGUACUAUAAUUGUGAUUAGAAUAAAUCUUUGGAACAGAAGUCCUUAUUAAUAAAGUUUCAUGAUCCUC
This is a messenger RNA of Rhinolophus ferrumequinum (greater horseshoe bat), 3966 nucleotides long. It is a transcript of the gene RABGEF1, whose product is annotated as RAB guanine nucleotide exchange factor 1. Gene Ontology annotation, cellular component: cytosol; endocytic vesicle. The coding region runs from base 389 to 1867 and encodes 492 amino acids. The transcript has 9 exons. Gene Ontology annotation, molecular function: DNA binding; small GTPase binding; guanyl-nucleotide exchange factor activity. Gene Ontology annotation, biological process: vesicle-mediated transport. The record is from RefSeq and is a predicted model, not a curated record. NCBI's taxonomy places the organism in Eukaryota, Metazoa, Chordata, Mammalia, Chiroptera, Rhinolophidae.